AUGAUCCAGAACCUGCCGUGGGCAUUGGCACCGGCCCAGACAUUCGUGGUCUAUGCGGCCCACGGACAGGCACUCGAUGUCACCAAUGCCUUGAGUAGCCUGUCAGUCAUCACACUACUGACCAACUCGGCUUCCAAGCUGCUGAGUGCUAUACCUUCAACGGCAGCAGCCGUCGGAUGUUUUGAUAGGAUCCAAGCAUGUCUCUUGAUUCCUAUCGGGCAACCCAGCCAAGGGACUGUAGCUGAUAUCGUGAAACAUCCUCACGUUCGCACCCGCAUGAGCUCUGAAAGCUUGGUGUCUCUCCCGCUGAGAAACAUCGUUAUCGUGGAGCGUCUCUUUGGGGAUAAUGGUCUUCAUCGAAGGCUCAGGUGGACUGUCAUCUUCGUGACACAUGGAACGGAAUACGUCUCCUACGCCGAUCAAGGUUUAGUCUUGUCUAACGGCAACCUCCGGCAGAAAGAAACUCAUGAACGAAAACUUUGCACACCAGAUCCUUCAUUUGCGGCUGUCGAUGAGCUAGACGAAGAAAGAGAGCACAUGAAGCCCGCCAUCAAGGAUUCAGCAGCUCAAGUCUCUCAAGGGAAUCAGAUCAACAAUCUGGAAAGGGUCCUGGAGAUAUCGCUCGGUUCUAUCUCGCGCGUGAGAGAUUUCGAUCCAGAUGUCACCCACAAAGACGAAGGUCAGAAGAUAAAAGCCCCCAGUGACUGGCCCAACCGGGGAGCAAUUGAAUUUUCGGAAGUGACUGCGCAGUAUAGUCCGGAUGCCGUUGCUUUGACGGACAUCUCUUUCAAGGCCCACCCUGGUCAGGAGAUUGGCAUUUGCGGACGCACUGGAAGCUCCCUCUUACCUACCCUGCUCGGCAUGCUCGACAUCACCCGUGGGUCUGUUGUCAUUGAUAAUAUUGACCUCGCCACCAUGCCCCGCUGCACCGUGAGACUCAACGUAGACCCAGCCGGACAGCUCUCCGAUACCGACAUGAUCGCUACCCUGGACCGAGUCGGACUCUGGAAGGACGUAUUCAAAGCGAGAGGCGGACUCGACGCGGAGAUCAAAGAUACUCUGUCCUUAUCGCGCGGUCAGCAGCAGCUUCUGGAGCUUGGGCAUGCGACGCUGAGACUUCGCGUAAGCCACGCCAAGUUUGACAGUGGCGUGGACGUGGAAACAGAUGCCCGAAUGCAGGAAACUUUGCGACAGGCGCCGUGCAACACAUGCACAAUUUUGACCGUGGCGCAUCGCAUCCGCACCAUCCAGGAUUCGGAUCUGGUUCUCGUGCUGGACAAAGGAAGGGUGGUGGGGAUGGAUGAACCAGAGAGUCUUGCUAGUCGGAGCGGAGGGAUCUUCGCCAGCCUUUUGAAUAGUCACUCGCCAUGAGUGAAUUCUCCACCAUUGUUGAGACCGUCCGGCUUAGGGUCGGAAGGUGCCGACGCCGGACUUGGAUGGCCCUCCAUCAGCCCGGCACAUAUCUAGUUGAAAGGGUGCAAGCCAGCCCCGGCUACACCGGGCGUAGGGUAGCUGCACAAUAUACUUCGUAGAGUAAUAGACCUACACUAGAUAGCGUGCCGGAUGCGGGCUAUCGAUGCAAGUUCGAAUCUCGCGGAUGCUGAUUGGUGGAGCAGCAGCACAUCAUGUGAUGAGCGCCUGACAGGCCGGGAGACGCACGUGGCCCAGUGUUGGCCCUCUGCCCCCUGUGGUGAAGUCGAACCACUUCCGCUUCGUGUGCCGGUGGAGCAGACCGGUUAUC
Aspergillus ibericus CBS 121593 is the source of this 1741-nucleotide messenger RNA. RefSeq names its product P-loop containing nucleoside triphosphate hydrolase protein. Gene Ontology annotation, cellular component: membrane. Lineage: Eukaryota; Fungi; Ascomycota; Eurotiomycetes; Eurotiales; Aspergillaceae. The transcript has 7 exons. Gene Ontology annotation, biological process: transmembrane transport. Bases 1 to 1371 code for a protein of 456 amino acids. Gene Ontology annotation, molecular function: ATP hydrolysis activity; ATPase-coupled transmembrane transporter activity; ATP binding. The record is from RefSeq and is a predicted model, not a curated record.